This is a messenger RNA of Besnoitia besnoiti, 1527 nucleotides long. RefSeq lists its product as uncharacterized. The coding region runs from base 1 to 1527 and encodes 508 amino acids. Gene Ontology annotation, cellular component: extrinsic component of mitochondrial inner membrane. The record is from RefSeq and is a predicted model, not a curated record. Gene Ontology annotation, molecular function: metalloendopeptidase activity. Gene Ontology annotation, biological process: mitochondrial protein processing; mitochondrial proton-transporting ATP synthase complex assembly. Lineage: Eukaryota; Apicomplexa; Conoidasida; Eucoccidiorida; Sarcocystidae. The transcript has a single exon.
AUGACUGAGCGCCGUGCGCGCCUGGGGGCCCGUCCCAGUCGGUCGUCCCUGUGCUGCGAUGCCCCGGGAUCCUCUCGAGCCCGCGGCUGCGGGCAUCCUGUUUUCUUUUUUCGGCGAACCUCUGCGCACCUAACGACAUCUGCAGCCUGCCGUGGAGAGCGAAGAACGUCACAGGAACCGGUCGCUUCGACGCAGCGGCACCAGACGAAUGCAGCCGACAAGGCCUCCGACAGCUCCGACACGGACUGGCACGCCGAGUGGAGGUGGCUUUCCUGGCUUUCAAAGAAGGCUUCCCCCGCUACUGAGACUGUCUCGCCCCAACCGACGACAUCUGUGUGCGAUUCUGCAGACGUUCGCGCGGCAGCAGACGCGGCGGAGCCUACCGACACCACCGUAGCUGACGCACGGCUUUCAGCUUCUCCCCCGCCUUUCCCUACGCAGUCGCCGCCGUUGGCGUCGCGGCCUCGCGCAGAGUCCCCCGGAUCUGUGGCAUCAGACGCUUCGAUCUGUCCUUCUGUGGCAGCCUCACCCACGUCGCUGAAUUCUCCAGAAGCAGAGGCCGCUGCCCCCGUCUGUGUCUCCGCUGCGCCUCACGCGGCGUGUCCUCCAGGCGGCGCUUUGCCUGCGCCGGCCGAGCUGCCAGCCACGCCCGCCUCGUCUUCGGCGGAAGCGCCCCAUGGGGUGGGAGCCCUCGAAGGCCCUUCGUCCCCUCUGGUCAAGUUCGGCGACCAGACGCUGACGUGGCUCCAGCGGCAGCAGAUGCGCGUCUGGAGCUUCUUUGCGUUGCGUGACUGGCGAGUGAAGACGCUGGUUCACGCACUUUCGGCGAUGGGCGCGCCGGUCGACCUAAUUGUCGUCGACUGCGCGCAGAAGGCGCCUGCGGCCUCUCAGCCGGCCGCGGCGCCUGCAGGCCCGCCGCCUCACCGCGGCGGCUACUCGCCGGUGUACCACACGGUGUGGGUCUGCGGCAACUGCUUCUGGUCGCCGUUCGAGCUGCGCCGCGUGCUCCUUCACGAGUUGGUUCACGCCUUCGAUUUUGCGCGCGCGGAGCUCUCGCCGGACAACUGCAGACACGUCGCCUGCACAGAGAUUCGCGCCUACAACCUCAGCGGCCAGUGCAGCUGGUGGGCGACUAAACGGGUGGACGAAAACCAGUUCCAACGCAUCAACCCUGCGCUGGUGGACGCGCAGUCCGCUGGCUGCUCAGCUCUCGCUGGUAGACGCGCAGGCGUGCCGGCUGAAGGUCCACGCAGCGCGUUAGGCGGCGAGGAGAGGCUGGACGAGCUGGAGGGUGCGCCAGCCGGUAUGGAGCGUCGUGGGCACGUCGCGACUUUCUUCACGGGGGGCGACGCGAUGCCCUGGCAAGACACGAAACGCAACCGGUGCCUCAUUCAUAACGCUUUAAACUCCCUACGCGAUCACCAACAAUGCCGAGCGCGAGGAGUCGCCGUAAGUCCUACCGCCUUGCGCGCAGAGGCGCCCGCGUGGUGCGCCUGCGUUGUUGCUUUCAAGCCGAUACAUGCGUAG